Messenger RNA from Colletotrichum spaethianum, 1509 nucleotides. RefSeq lists its product as uncharacterized. Bases 1 to 1509 code for a protein of 502 amino acids. The record is from RefSeq and is a predicted model, not a curated record. The transcript has a single exon. Lineage: Eukaryota; Fungi; Ascomycota; Sordariomycetes; Glomerellales; Glomerellaceae.
AUGGGCGGACGCAGCGCCUCGACCGCGAAGCGUCGCGUCCAACCAGCACGCAAGCCUUCCAAGAAAGACCCAGUCGCCCCGACGGAACCCCUCAGCUUCUUCCACCUGCCCAACGAGGUAGUUGGCCUAAUCGCUCAACAAGCUCUUGCUAUCGGCGGUCAUCGUCUCGUCCACAACUUCAGCUUCACAGACCGCCGCACCUUCGAGCUUUCUCAGCGAGAACUCUAUCGCCACAUCGUCCUUCACGACGAGGUUGAGAUCGCCUAUCUUACGAGAAGCCUCAUCGAGAAUCCUUCGCUCCGACGAAUGAUCCGCAGCGUCAGCCUUCACACCAACUCCUGGUGUUGCCGACAGGCUGACUCCGACCGCAUCCUCCGCGAAUGGCCUAAUACCCCAGUGGACGAGUCCAAGCUCUCCCAGUCGGACCGUCAACUUCUCAUCCUGAGCAGAUCCCACUGCAACCGGAAGGCUUCUGACAACAUCCAGUGCGUAUUCGGUUUAUUCCUGUUCUUCAUCAACCAGGCAAAGCACAUCACCAUCGAGAUAGAUUGGUACUGGGUUGAGUUGGACAACUUUCUGGCCGCAGGCCUUGCUUCCUACGCCGCUCUGGCGUCCGAUUCGUCGUCAGGCCCGUCCUUCUACACGGCCCUCUUACCGGCUUUGCAGACCCUUAAGCUUUCCACCAAGCGCUAUCUGCGAAAGCCGGUUCAGACCAUCCAAUCGAGACCCUUCCAUCCUUUCAAGGCUCUUACUGCUUCUACCAAUCUCCGCGUGUUCGACUUUGACGGAGACAUGGAAAUAUGGGGCAACCUGGACGACAUCGACCCUUACAUGAAGCUUCCCUUUACGACGGUCAAGCUGGUUGUGGGCCAUUGCACUUCGUCGAGCCUCUGCAAGUUCUUACGCCAUUGUCCUGACCUGCAGUGGCUAAAGGUUGCGCCCCAAGGUUACGCUGCGGAUUAUGGAACCGAGGAAUGCAUCAACACCGUCUUACCAAAGUUCUGCCCUCGGCUUCGAGGGUUGUCACUGCGUCUUGGAGGCACAAAAAGCUUUUUCCGUUCCGGCACGAAAAUCCUCAAUUGUCUCCCCGAGAUGACCAACCUAAGAGAGCUUCGCAUCGAAGUAGAUGCCUUUCUCCAACGCUCUACGGAUAUUGCCACACUCAAGCUUGCCAACAAGCUUCCAGAACAGCUAGAGAAACUGUUCGUCGAUGCCUCGUUUGCUUUGAUCCCUUUCCCAAUUCGCAGAAGAAGGAUGACCGCCCGCAGCCUCGAGGCCGUAAUAUACAAGCGCGCAGUUGAGAAUAUGGUCCAGAACCUCUGCAAAGCCCGAACGAGUCGAUUUUCUCAACUCAACACCAUAAUCGUCGGUGCCAAGUACUCAAAGCCUGUACAAUGGACCAAAGAUGCCAACAAGACUCUGGCUGGAAUCGGUGCCCGUGUCAAGGUGACAAAUGGCACUGAGAUUCAAAAGUUGUGGAGCUAUUCCUGGGACGAGAUGAAAAUCUGA